GCGUCGCUGAUGGAGCCGGGCUCGGGGCUGCCGCAGCGCAGGUUGGGGGGCGGCGGUUUGGACCUCGGGACGGGUUCGGCUGGGGGAUCGCCGGCCCUCUCCGGGGGACAGUCCCGCCGCAGGAAGCAGCCGCCGCGCCCAGCCGACUUUAAGCUGCAGGUGAUCAUCAUCGGGUCGCGGGGUGUGGGCAAGACCAGCCUCAUGGAGCGCUUCACCGACGACACCUUCUGCGAGGCCUGCAAGUCCACCGUGGGUGUUGAUUUUAAAAUCAAAACAGUAGAGCUAAGAGGAAAGAAAAUUAGAUUACAAAUCUGGGACACAGCAGGUCAGGAGAGAUUCAACAGCAUUACCUCAGCUUAUUACAGAAGUGCCAAGGGAAUUAUUUUGGUGUAUGAUAUCACCAAGAAGGAAACCUUUGAUGAUUUACCAAAAUGGAUGAAAAUGAUUGAUAAGUAUGCUUCAGAAGAUGCAGAGCUUCUAUUAGUUGGAAAUAAACUGGACUGUGAAGUUGAUCGAGAGAUUACUCGACAGCAGGGAGAAAAGUUUGCACAGCAGAUAACUGGGAUGCGGUUCUGUGAAGCAAGUGCCAAGGAUAAUUUUAACGUGGAUGAAAUAUUUCUAAAGCUUGUUGAUGACAUUCUGAAAAAGAUGCCACUGGAUGUUAUAAGAAAUGAGUUGUCCAACAGUAUCCUGUCCUUGCAACCAGAGCCAGAAAUCCCACCAGAACUGCCUCCUCCAAGGCCACACGUCCGUUGCUGUUGACUUGUUACUCCACACAGAGUGAAAAAUAGGAGCACAGGAGGGUGAAGGAAGUAUCUGUACUACUCUGCACUACAAUCAUUUGGCAGUUUCUUGUUGCACUUUGUUAUUCGAGUCAGAGCUACACACUAACUUGUAAAUAUGCAAAUAUGCAAUCCUGUGUAGGAUUCAGCUAUAACAUUUAAUUAUUAUCCCCCCCCAUCCCCCACCGUGAUGAUGGUUCAUUCGUUGCCCCAGUGUUAUAAAUACUGUACAGUGGGUGGGGGGUUACCACAUUUCCAGUUGGGGAGGAGGAGGAGAAAUUAAAUCUAUACCUAUUCUUGACAUAAAUGUUGUAAUAGUUCUUUGUUAUUAUAAACAGGCAGAAGCUCUUCUGGUAUGAAGAUAAGUAUAUGGUGCUUUGCUAACUAUUUUAAAGACAAAAUUUUUUAAGGACAGAGGACUUUAUGUACAAAGCUUCCAUAAUCAGCGUUACGUUUCCUUUUUAAUGUAGUCAAAACUUUCUUCUGGCUGUUGCAUCUUCUGCUGACUGGAUUUAUC
This is a messenger RNA of Indicator indicator, 1299 nucleotides long. It is a transcript of the gene RAB12, whose product is annotated as RAB12, member RAS oncogene family. The record is from RefSeq and is a predicted model, not a curated record. The coding region runs from base 10 to 762 and encodes 250 amino acids. Gene Ontology annotation, cellular component: endosome; trans-Golgi network transport vesicle; plasma membrane. NCBI's taxonomy places the organism in Eukaryota, Metazoa, Chordata, Aves, Piciformes, Indicatoridae. Gene Ontology annotation, molecular function: GTPase activity; GTP binding. Gene Ontology annotation, biological process: protein secretion; Golgi vesicle fusion to target membrane; protein localization to plasma membrane. The transcript is spliced from 6 exons.